AUGGACCUUCACUUUACAGACACUCGCAAGUACGUACAUACCUAUUAUGGACCCUCUCUUUACGGACACUCGCGAGAAUGGACAAAAACCGGUGCCGGCGCACAUGAACAGUUAGUCUCUAUGGUCCUACACGGCCAGGAAGAGGUUGCCACGCGCCAGGAAGAUGUUGCUGCGCACCGUGAAGAGGCAAUUAUACAAAGUAAAGCCUUAAGCUUAUUCAAUGACCUGAAGGCUAAGAAAGGUGAAGCAGCAAAGGAUGCUGAAUUUGUUGCAAGCCGUGGAUGGUUUGAUAGGUUUAAGAAGAGGUCUAAUCUACAGAACAUCAAAGUACAAAGAGAGGCAGCUGCUGCAGAUAUUGAGGCUGCAGAAAGCUAUCCAAGUGAUUUUGCAAAAAUUAUUGAAGAUGGAGGCUACUCCAUGGAUCAAAUUUUUAAUGUGAAUGAGGCGGGUCUAUUCUGGAAGAAGAUGCCUGCAAGAACCUUCAUUGCAAGACAGGAAAAAUCAAUGCCAGGCUACAAGCCAGCUAAAGAUAGAAUAACCCUUCUGUUAGGUGGCAAUGCUUCUGGUACCUUAAAGCUAAAGCCUUUGCUAAUUUACUGUUUUCAAAAUCCAAGAGCUUUGAAGAACUACGUUAAAAUUAGACUUCCAGUGCAUUGGAGGGCUAAUAAAAAAGCAUGGGUAACUGCAGCCCUUUUUGAGAAUUGGUUUGACACCUGCUUUGUUCCAGAGGUGAAAGCUUAUUGCAAGGACAAUAAUAUCCCUUUCAACAUUUUGCUGCUUGUUGAUAAUGCCCCUGGACACCCUCGAACGCUAGAUGAGCUCAACCCUAACAUUAGAGUGGAAUUCCUAAGACCAAAUACCACCUCAUUACUGCAGCCCAUGGAUCAAUGUGUCAUAGCCGCCUUCAAGUUAAACUACUUAAAAAGAACAUUCAGUAAGUGUAUUGCAGCAAUAGACAAAGAAGAAGGUGCAGGGCAAAAAGUCCUAUCAAAAUUCCGGAAAAGCUACAACAUCUGGGAUUGCAUUAAAACUGUAAGAGAUGCUUGGAAUGACAUAAAGGAUACCACAAUGAAAAGGGCCUGGAAAAAUUAUGCCCACAAGCUGGAAGUAGAGCCAGAAGAUGUUGCUGAACUGCUUGCGUCCAAUACUGAGCCCCUUAGCAAUGAAGAUCUUCUAGAACUUGAAGAGGAGAGAGAAGAAGAAGAAGAUGUGCAAAAAGGGGUUGAGACCAUUGAACAGCCUGAAGGCUUAACUUCAAAAAUUCUCUUUCAAGCUUUCCGUCAUCUUGAUAGUGCCAUGGCUCUUUUUGAAAAGCAUGAUAGGGACUUUGAAAGAAGCUCCACAGUCAAUGGUAACAUUUCAGGGGCUUAUUCCUGUUACAAAGAAAUCUACAGAGAAAAGAAGAGAGCUACACUUCAAACCUCCAUAGAGACUUACUUUUCCAUCAGCACAGAGAUCAUCAUCAUCGACAGUCAUUUGGAUCCCAGAUCAUCAACAUCAACUGACAGCCCAUUUCCAGCUCUGACAUCACCACCCAGUCCUGCUCCUUCUCUUAUUGCUACUUGUAGUACACCCAAUUAA
This is a messenger RNA of Bombina bombina (fire-bellied toad), 1581 nucleotides long. RefSeq names its product tigger transposable element-derived protein 1-like. The transcript is spliced from 3 exons. The record is from RefSeq and is a predicted model, not a curated record. Gene Ontology annotation, cellular component: nucleus. NCBI's taxonomy places the organism in Eukaryota, Metazoa, Chordata, Amphibia, Anura, Bombinatoridae. Gene Ontology annotation, molecular function: DNA binding. Bases 1 to 1581 code for a protein of 526 amino acids.